CAAAUGAUAUUUCGAGAACAUGUAUAUUUAAGUUAACUCGGAAAAAUGACUGUGUAGUGUUAAUGUAUAUUGCUUCACUAUUACAAAUUAUUUUAAUAAAACAUAUAGAAAUAUUAAAGAAAGAUAGAAGCUGAUAAUAACAUCAGUAUGUCGAAAUCUAUGGGGUCUUCGUGAACAAAUGGUGUAACGUACGGAUGUGUAAUUACGAGCCGCGUGUGGGAUGUUAUUCACUAAUACAACAGAAUGACAUUCAAUUACGACAUUAAUUGAGAGAAUUCUAACGUGUAGUCUCGGGAUCAACAACGGGCAGUGCCCAUUUAAAACGAACCUAACCUUGAACACGAAUAAAAUCGAAAAAUGGGGAGCAUGUGUAAUGACUGUAUGGCUAGAGUGCCAUAUGCAACUCUUAUUGCAACAAUAGUGUGUUGCUUAGGAGUAGGUAUAUUUUGUGGUACAAUGUAUAGAGGUGUUACAUUAGGUUCUUUAAUGAUGGAUCAGGUAUUUCAUUUAAGACUCGGAUACUUGGAAGCUGUUCAGUUAACUUUCGCAACAAUUGGUGCUAGUAUGGCAGCUUUGGGUUUUAUGAUAUUAUGUGUUGGUUGUCUUGCAACUGGAGCUACAAGACAUAAAGUAUAUAGAGCAUGGAGGUCUAGAGUUGGUGGACGUAUUUCUUGUGCUGUUUUCAUGACAAUCACUUAUAUACUACAACUAGGUUGGCUUCUAAUAUUUGCAUUUAUGGUUAUAAUUGCUUGGAUUUUUACUAUAUUCUGGGGUUUAUGUAGUAAUCCUAGUGUCCAAUCUCUUGAUAAAUGUAUUGAUUUUACCCAAUUUAGUUUCAUAUUUCCAAAUAACACAAGAAUAGAGGAUAUGAAAGUAUGUGGACCACAAGAAGUAAAACUAUUUUGUAAAGAUUUUGUUGAAAAGGCAGAAGUCAUGUUUAUUUUGGCAACCGUAGCUGCUAUGUUGGUUGUGUUAAGUCUUGUACAUUAUUUGAUGUGUUUAUCUGCCAAUUAUGCACAUAUUAGGGAUCAUGAAAAGUUUCAAGAAUUACAAGAACUUCAGUACCUGCAAGACCCAGGAGAUCCAGACUCUCCCCAACCCGGUAUGGGAACCUUGAGCUCGCAUCAUCGUGCUAAAGAUAGAUUCUAGGAUACGGCCCGCGAGAUCUUCGCGAUGAAUCCUUUAUAACUCCAAUAUUCUUGUUUACAAAAGAUUGAAGAUAUUUAUUCUACAAGAAUUGAUAACUAUUCGAUGUUAUUCUUCUCUAUGUACCUAAAUUCAGUAUUCUACUAAUUGAUUAAUGUUGUAGUAGUUUACUGAUCGAGGAUCUCGCGGGAACACUUUAUGCCGUCCAUAUUCUGCGACUGUCUUGUAAGCAUUUAUUUUGUCUUAAAGCUAUACAUCCGAUUUGAGGCAAAUAAGAAUUUCAUCUUUCGUAGCGUUAAUUUAUUCGAUUAUUUGUUGAAUUUCUAUAUAUAGUAUAAGA
Eufriesea mexicana is the source of this 1486-nucleotide messenger RNA. It is a transcript of the gene M6, whose product is annotated as neuronal membrane glycoprotein M6. The transcript has 5 exons. The coding region runs from base 358 to 1149 and encodes 263 amino acids. Lineage: Eukaryota; Metazoa; Arthropoda; Insecta; Hymenoptera; Apidae. Gene Ontology annotation, biological process: neuron projection development. Gene Ontology annotation, cellular component: plasma membrane. The record is from RefSeq and is a predicted model, not a curated record.